Molecule: messenger RNA, 3924 nt
Organism: Lasiosphaeria miniovina
Lineage: Eukaryota; Fungi; Ascomycota; Sordariomycetes; Sordariales; Lasiosphaeriaceae
Exons: 8
Coding region: 373-3924 (1183 amino acids)
Biological process (GO): cholesterol biosynthetic process
Cellular component (GO): cytoplasm
Molecular function (GO): FAD binding; phosphomevalonate kinase activity
Source: RefSeq, a predicted model, not a curated record
GCUACAACCCCCAUUCUUCUGCACCAUGCGAUUCCCUCUCGAUGCUGGAAGCCUCCAGUUUUAGGAGUCGCACAAGACCGUCUCCCGCAACAUAUAUUCUGUGUGUUCUGAAACAAUAUAAAGCAUGCUGCCGCUCCUGCAAACAAUAUUACCUGGCCAAAGCAGGCAGGCAAGCUUCAUAAAGUUUGGGCUUUCAUCCUUGCACACAUGGAACUUAAUCUCCUCCUUUCUUCCCAUAGCCGGCCGUGUACCUGCCUACCUAGUCACCAGGGCAUCAGUGCAGCAGGAGCAACGCGUCUCGUCGCGGGGACCUGUAAUUUCUCCCAGCCUGCAAAUUCUUUCCACAGUCCAUCUCCUCCGUGAACCUGGUAUAUGAUUGCUCAUCCACUCGCACAAUUCAACUUUCUCGCAAACAACAACCAAAGCUGCCCCACACUGUCUGGCGCGAUGGCCACUAUCGACGCCCUCAAAUCCGCGCUUAGGGCCCAACGCCCGCUGUCCGACGCCGAAACCAUUGCCGGCUAUAAUCUCGUGGUACGCGGCGAGCGGGAGACGUACCGGGAGUUCAUCGGCCCGCAACUCUGCACCCUCGUCGGCGCGCUCGCCCGCUCUCGCGGUUCCCUCUCGGUGCUCGAGAUCACGCCCGGCCCCCAGAGCGUUCUCUGCCUCCUCCCGCUCGAGCUGCGAUCCAAGGUCGCGCGGUACAUGGCCUUUGAGCCCAACAAGUCGUUCGCGAAGGUCCUGUUGGAGGUCCUGGGCCAUGGUAAUAACAGUAACGAUAACAAUAAUAAUAAUAAUGCACCCGAGCCACCUCGCGUGCUGUUCCCGCAUCUCCAGCACCCGCCCGACAUCCGCGAAACCCCCUUCGCUCUCAACGCCGACUUCCCCAAGCACGACAACUUCGACGUCGUCCUGUUCGGUCACGGCAUGUACGGCAUGAAACAACGCCCCCUGCUGCUCCGGCAAGCCCUAGGCAUGCUGAGCGACGACCACGGCAACGCGUCUGAGAGCGUCGCCGACGUUUCUGUCGACGGCGCCGACCCGUCGCGCGAGCCCGAGCCAGCGAGCCCCAUGGUCAUCAUCUUCCACCGCGACAACGUGGCGCUGCGCGGCCCGCUGCGCGUGUGCCAACGCACAGAGCAGUUCACGGCAGGCCUCAUCACCGUGGCCAAGGGGAGGGACGAUGCGCAGGACGCUAACAAGGGCAACGAGGCGCUGGACCGCUUCGCGGCGUUCGUGGCCGGGUUCGCUGUCGACAGCCCCGCCCUGCGCGCCCAGUGGCGCUGCCUGUGCCGCGACAUGAGCUGCCCGGGCAGCCCGUUCCGCAACGAAAUCGUCUUUGGCUCGCCUGCCCGCAUGGCCGUCUUCACGCGCCGAGCCACGCCGCUGCUCGCCCCGCCGGAGCUCGUCGACCCGCUGCUCGAGCUGGCGGACCUGGUGCCCCUCGUGCUGGGCGAUCUCCCCGUCAAGAACCGCCAGGCGAGCCGCAUUCGCCCCGCUGCCGUGGCCAGGCCCGUGGAGAUCGUCCAGGUUCCUUGCACGGUCCGCUGGGCUGUGAGGCACGGCUUGAGUUUGACUGUCAUCGGCGGGGGCCACAGCGGCCACUGUGUUGCGCCUGGCGUGGUCGCUGUAGACAUGUCAGGUUUGAAGAGGAUCGAGAUUUUCAAGUCCGAACAUCUUGAUAUUCUCGUCGAGGCUGGCUGCACCACGGGCGACAUCAUCAGCGCAGCCAUGGCCGCGGGCGUCUCGGUUCCUCUUAGCUCUCGGCCCAGCGUGGGCGCCGGACUCUGGCUCCAGGGUGGCAUUAGCCACCUGGCCCGCAUGCACGGGCUUGCGUGCGACGCCAUCAAGAGCGCCAUCGUGGUUGACGUGCAGACGGGCAACGUCGUCUGCGUCGGCCCCGUUCCCGUCCGCUGCAAGCCGCCCCUGUCCAUGCCUGCCGAAACAGCCGCGAUGGACGACGACAUGCUCUGGGCCAUCAAGGGCGCCGGCACCCACAUGUUCAUCGUCGUGAGCAUCAUCUUCAAGACCUGCCCAGCGCCCAAGUACUCUGUGCGGAACUGGCUCGUGCCGCUGGGCAACGAGCGCGAGGCGCAACGACACAUCGGGAAAUUCGACGCCCUCGUCGCUCGGACACUGCCCCGCAACUUCUCGGCCGACGCCGUCAUAUUUAGCGAAGCGGGCAAGCUACAGAUCGGCGUCACCGUGACCGAGUCCAACACGGAGUUCCUCACCUUUGGCACCGACACCCACCGCACCCUCGACAGAGUGCUGGGGCCCGAUUCCGCCACCACGGUUGUCGACGGCGUCGGCGUGCUCGAUACGAGCAUGUACAUGCGCUGCGUGUUCCUCAAGCACAUCAAUGCCUCGGUCGUGACCCGCGCGCUGCUUUCGGCCAUCAAAUCUCGCCCCUCGCCGCUCUGUUACCUCCACCUGGUCCAGGGUGGCCAAGCGAUCAGCCAGGUGGCGGCCGACGCAACCGCCUUUAGCUGCCGCGACUGGGACUUUGCCUGUGUCGUGACUGCGUCCCAAGCCGCCGAGGACUGGGUGUACAAGGCCGUCAACACGCUGCUGCCCAUCAGCCAGGGCGUGGACAGCGCCGACCUAGGCCCCGACCCCCGGGACGGCCCCCUGGCCGUUCGAGCCUUCGGCCCCAACCUGCGGCGCCUGGCCCGCAUCAGGAGCCACCUGGACCCGCACGACACGCUCGCCUACACGUGUCUACACCUCAGGACGCCCAAGCUCAUCAUCCUCGUCACGGGCGAGAGCGGCGCCGGCAAGGACUACUGCGCAGCCAUCUGGGCCAAGCGGCUGACGAACCCGCACAACAACUCGCAGCGGCGUCUCAAGACACGCGUGGCCAGCAUCAGCGACGCGUUCAAGAGGGAGUACGCCACCGCUUCAGGCGCUGACUACGACCGCCUCCUAGCCGACCGCAGCUACAAGAAACAGCACCGCCAGGUCCAGCAGCGGCCCGCGCUGCCCGCAGAGCGCUUCCAGGACGUCGUGUGCGGCAACGCCGACGUCGACGUGCUGCUGGUGACGGGCAUGCGGGACGCCGCGCCGGUGGCCGCGUUCGCACACCUGGCGUGCCACAGCCGCGUCGUCGACAUCCGCGUGACGGCGGCCGAGACGACACGUCUCGCGCGCCGCAGCCUGGGCAAGAACCAGCAGGAGAACAGUGCGCAAAACCCAAUCUACAUCGACGACGAGCCCAUGAGCACCGACGACAGUCCCGCACGCAUAUCCGAUGACGCGUCAUCCUUUACCGAUGCCGCCGGGGAAAACUACCGGCCGGCGUCCACGUUCGCCAACGACAAGCGCGACAACGCCGCCGCCGUGGGAAGCUUCGCCGCCGCGCAGCUGCUGCCGCUACUGCACGACGACCUCGCCAAGCUCGCCGGCAUGGUGACCAGCACGGGCGGGUUCCCGCGCGCGCCGACGCCCGGCGGGAUCCCGCUGGUGGCCACGCUGCUGCAGCGGCACCUGUUCCUGUCGUCUGGCGGUGUAGGCGCCGUCGUGGCCCCCGAGGCCGGCGGGUUCGUGUUCGCGGCUGCGCUCGUCAUGCAGCUGGACCCGCACUUUGAGCUGCCGCUGGUCCCUGUGCGCGCGGCGGGGCGGCUGCCGCCGCCGACUGUGUCCGUGGAAAAGCCGGCGUCGCACGUCUUCUCUAGUGGUUCGGAUCAGAUGGAGAGGGAUGCGGUGCCGGCGGGCGUGAAGGUCGUUGUUAUCGACGACGUCCUCGCCUCGGGCAGGACCCUGUGCGCGGUGCUGCAGCUGUUGCAGAAGGCCGGUGUCAAUAUAGAGCGAGUCAGCGUCUUGGUUGUGGCUGAGCUCCCGCUUUACCGCGGACGGGAGCUCUUACGCCAGCAUGGUUUCGGUAAGGUCAGUGUCACGAGCCUUCUAGUCUAUGGAGGUUGGUGA